Messenger RNA from Leishmania mexicana MHOM/GT/2001/U1103, 2136 nucleotides. RefSeq lists its product as hypothetical. The record is from RefSeq and is a predicted model, not a curated record. NCBI's taxonomy places the organism in Eukaryota, Euglenozoa, Kinetoplastea, Trypanosomatida, Trypanosomatidae. Gene Ontology annotation, molecular function: protein phosphatase regulator activity. The transcript has a single exon. Gene Ontology annotation, biological process: protein dephosphorylation. The coding region runs from base 1 to 2136 and encodes 711 amino acids.
AUGCCGACCGAACUGCUUGACGACUCCACCCAGGACGCGGAGGAGGAGUUUAUCUUCAAUGAAUACGCCAUCGAUGACAGCCUCGACCCGCUGAACCGGCUCCUGAUGUACUAUCAGUCGGACUUCUCGCUGCAGCGGCUUGUGCUCGUACGCGAGCUCUCCUCCACCGCGCAAUUCGCUGGGUACGCCGAAAGCGCGCGCUCCAUUGUGCCGCUGCUGACGACCUUCACCCAAGACGCUGAGCCCGUGGUGAGGCAGGCUCUGGUGGAGCAGCUGUACCCACUCGCGGAGUUCUUUGUGCACCAGGGCAGUGAUGCGGGCUACCAGUGCUUGCUGAAUGCCUUCCUCCCGACGGCCUUCGAGCUGCUCGUGGAUAAAAAUGUGGAGGUUGGCGUUGUGGCGCUGGAGGCGAUUCAGAAGUUGGCCCAACUCGUACACAAGGAAGACGUGCAGUCACACUUACUGAACGUGGUCAUGACCCUCGCCCACGACGAGCGCGCAGAGGAUUACCGCGUUGUAGCAGCGCAGCUCUUCAACGAUCUCGCGCCACAGUUCGGCAGCGAGUUCUCAGCAACGGUAGUGCUCGGAGAACUGGAGCUGCUCUCGAACGACUCUAGCUUCACCGUGCGCCGUACCGUCGGCAGCAACCUCGGUGGCGUGUGUGCUGUGCUCACAACGGAGGAGGCGCAGCGGACGGUGCUGUCGCUGUACAUCACUCUCUGCGGGGAUGAGAUCUGGGGCGUGCGGCAGGCCUGCGCCGAGUCUAUUGAAAAGGUGUCGAGUGGGCUGCCCGAGUCAAUGCGGGUGCAGUUUAUCGUGCCGGCUUUCCAGAAGCUGCUCGAGGACGACUCUCGCUGGGUGCGCACGCGCGCCUACGAGUCGUUAGGCCGCCUCCUCCACACACUUCGUAGUGAGGACAUCAGCCCUGAGCUGCUGCGCCUCUUCACCGACAUGGCCUUCCAGUCCGACAACGUGGAAAGCCCGCUCAGCGAGUACUGUGCCUACUGCUUUCCAGCUGUGGUGCAGGUCAUCGGUCCGUCCCGCUGGAACGAGGUGGCAGACGCGUACGCGACGAUGCUGAAGGACGUGCAGUGGAAAGUGCGCAAGUCCCUCGCAUACUCGCUGCACGAGAUGGCCGCGCUGCUUGGGACAGCAAUCACGGAGGAGGCCAUUGUGCCAGCCUUUGAACUGCUGCUGCGCGACCUCGACGACAUCAAGCGUGGCGCCGUUCUCAACGCCGAGAAGUUUCUCGCUCUAGUCACGCCCGCCACGCGCGACCGUCUUGUGCCCCUUCUGUGCCACGUGCCGCUAGAGAGCGAGAACUGGCGGCUGCGCAACGAGGUGGCGAAGCGCAUUGGCGCCGUCGCCGUGCUGCUCUCGCCUGACAGCCCCUCUUUUCCUUCUGUACUGGCGCUGGUGUCGCGACUGCUCGAUGAUAGUGUUAUGGAAGUGCGCACCUCCACGUACGAGCCGGUCGCCAUCAUCCUCAAGCACCUGCGCGCAGCAAACGACGAGAAGUACCAGAACUACCUCGCCUCCAUUGUAAAGCUGGCGACGGCGUACAGCUUCCGUGGGCGUCAGAUGUUCGCUUACGUCACGGAGCAGGUCGUUAAGGCUGGCGCCGACGACGUACUCGAGAGCGCGCUGCUUGACGGGAUUGUGAAGCUGGCAAUGGACCCUGUGGUCAAUACGCGCCUUGUCGUGGACAGCGUGGCGGGCCGCACCAUCCUGCGCAACCACAAGUGGGCGGGAAAUAACAAGGUCCAGGAAGCGGUCGCGGUUCUGCAGCAGCAGGCAGCUUCGCAGGAAGAAGUGGACGCGGCGGCCGAGGCCGCUGAGGCAGCCGUAGCAAACACCCAAAUCUUGAACGGCAACGAGGACGUCGGCGGCGAGGCUGGCAGUAUGGAGAUGCACCAGGACGAGGAGCAGCAAGCUGACGGCGGCGCCCCCUCCCCGGCGCUGCAGGCCGGCUCUGAUGGGGUGGCCGCUGGAGCGGGCGGUGCUGGUGGUGAACACGAAGUCGACCCGCCGUGCGGUCUGUGGCCGCAGGGUGUGACAACCGUGUCCUCAGAAGCAUCUGGUGGCAGUAGUAGUGUCGUCUCAUUAGGUGGUACCGCAGUUGUCGGCGAUAUUUAA